CCCCCCCGGGCCCCCCCGGCCGGACGCGGCCCGGACACGCGGGGGGGCGGCGGGGCGGGAGCGGCCCCGCGCUAUAAACGGGAGCGGCGCGAUGGAGCCACCGCCGCCACCGACGGGACCCGCGGGACCACCAGGCGCAGCGAGUGCGUGCGAGGCUCCGAGCGGCGGGAUGCGGUGUCCCGGCGUGUCGCUGUGGGGGCUGCUGUGCCUGGGGGCGGCGGCGGGCGGGGGUCGCCCCGUGCGGCUCGAGGGGCUCCGAGCGGACGCGCGGGCCCUGACCCGGACCCUCAGCACGCGCCUGCAGCAGCUCCAGCUGUUCCCGCUGACCCUGCGCCUCAGCGGGCUGGAGGGGGUCCCGGAGGGGGUCCCGGAGGGGGGGGUCCCGCCGGGGCUGGGCUGGGCCGCCCAGCGGCUGCAGCUCUUCCAGCGGCUCCUGGGGGCCCUGCCCGGGCCCGACCCGCGCCUGGCCCAGGUGGCCAACGACCUGGAGAACCUGCGCAGCCUGCUGGCCCUGCUGGGGACCCUGCUGGGCUGCCCCCCGCCCCGCGACCCCCGCCCGCCGCCCCCCGCCCCGCUGGCCGAGGCUCCGCACACCGUGGCCGGGGUGGCCCUGGCGCGGCUCCGCCGCUGCCUGGACGGGGUCGCCGCCUGCCUCGAGGGGGUCCCCGCGUGUUAGGGACCCCCGGGACCCCCGGGCCCACAGGGACAGCCCGGGACCCCCGCGGGGUCUCGUCAGGACCCACAGACAGGACCAGGACCUCAGCGGGGACACACGAGCGGCCCCGGGCACCGGGGUGACUCCAGCUGCUGCUGGCACCUUUUUCUACAUUGCUGUUACUGUUUAUUACUAUCAUUAUUAUUAUUAUUAUUAUUAUUAUUAUUAUUAUUAUUAUUAUUAUUAUUACUGCUACUGUUACUAUUA
Taeniopygia guttata (zebra finch) is the source of this 922-nucleotide messenger RNA. NCBI's taxonomy places the organism in Eukaryota, Metazoa, Chordata, Aves, Passeriformes, Estrildidae. The record is from RefSeq and is a predicted model, not a curated record.